CCUCUUCUCCAUUCUCAGGACCCUGAUGCCUUUGUUUGACCCUGACUCAGGCCUCCUCACAGUAUCUGGGAUGGGAGAUAGUGUCAUUGACUGCUUCGAGGUGUCUGCCACUGAACCGUUCCUUUCCCAAGUGAGCCACUGUCUGACGGACGCCCCAACGCGAGGCGUUGCCAUGGUACCCAAGUUGGCAUUGGAUGUCAUGUCCUGUGAGGUCAUGCGGGUCCUGCAGCUGACGGACAGCUUCAUCGUGCCAAUCAACUACCACGUGCCCCGCAAGUCAGGACAGGAGUUCCAUGCAGACCUGUACCCAGACACCUUGGGCCGUAAGGCAGCCAUGUCAGCUGCAGAGUGGUGGAAAGGUGGCGAGAAACAGGUUGAGAAGGUCAAUGUCAACCCAUCCAAUCGUCAGAAGCCUAACAACGCUAAACCAGCCAAUCAGACGGCUGCUAAGAAAGAGCUGCCCAGUGGGAGGAGCAAAGAGGAGGCUCCCAUGCGAGGCUGCUCCACCUCCAGCAGUCCCCUGAGCUCCCCCAGCAGCAGUGCUGCCCCGUCCCGCUCCCCCUCCUCCACCUCUGGCCUCUCCUCAGGCUUCCUCCCCAGCCCCAGCCAGAGUGCCAAAGCCAUCAGCAGCAUGUUGGGUCCCAGCAGUAAGUUUCGUCACCUGCAGGGUGCGGUGCUUCACAGAGACACGCACUUCACCAACCUGAAGGGGCUCAACCUCACCACGCCCGGGGAGUGUGAUGGCUUCUGUGCCAACCGCCAUCGCGUGGCCGUGCCCCUCGCCACCGCCGGGGGUCAGAUCGCCAUCUUUGAGUUGUCUCAGGCUGGGAAGCUAGCGGACACGGGCCUGCCCACCAUCCAGAACUCUGUCAACGUGGCUGACUUCUCCUGGGACCCCUUCAACAGUCACAGGCUGGUGGUGGCGGGCGAGGAUGCUAAGAUCCGUGUGUGGCAGGUGCCUGAGGGGGGUCUGACAGAGACCCUGACUGAGCCAGAGACCAUCCUGCAGGGCCACACUGAGAAGAUCUACUCAGUCAAGUUCCACCCCCUGGCGUCGGGCCUGCUGGCAUCCUCCUCCUACGACCAGACGGUGCGCCUGUGGAACCUGGAGUCUGGGGACGAGGUCAAAGCGCUCCGGGGACACCAGGAUCAGAUAUUUGGGAUGGCGUGGAGUCCGGAUGGUAAACUCCUGGCCACGGUGUGUAAGGAUGGGAGACUGCGCAUCUACGACCCUCGCAAGUCUGCUGACCCAGUACAGGAGGGUGCAGGUCCUGAGGGCCACAGAGGGGCCCGUGUGGUGUGGGUGUGUGACGGCAAAUACCUGAUGGUGUCAGGAUUCGACAGUCGCAGUGAGAGAACCCUGUACCUGCACUCCGUUGAGUCCCUGUCCUCCGGGGCCAUCGCCAGCGCCCCCACCGACGUCUCACCCUCCACCCUCAUUCCCUUCUACGACCCCGACACCAGCGUCGUCAUCCUCACCGGAAAGGGUGACACGCGAGUGUACAUCUUUGAGAUAGUGCCAGAAGCUCCCUAUUUCCUGGAAUGUGCCAGCUUCAACUCCUCAGAGCCCCACAAGGGCUUGGCCUUCCUGCCGAAGACUGAGUGUGUGGUGCAAGAGGUCGAGGUGGCCAGGGGUCUGAGGCUCAGUAAGACCUCCAUAGAGCCAGUGGCCUUCAGAGUCCCCCGCGUCAGAAAAGAGUUCUUCCAGGAUGAUGUGUACCCAGACACAGCAGUGUGGUGGGAGUCCUCUCUGACAGCCUCAGCCUGGCUGGCUGGUUCUGAUGGGAAGCACCAGUCCGUCAGCCUCAAGCCCAAAGACAUGACCCCAGUGAGUGAGGCGCCCAAGGAGGUCCAAGUGAGAAAGUACCUUCCAUCCUCUCACUACCUGGAGGAGAAGACUGACGAGCAGAAGAAAGAUGAGCUGUUGAGUGCCAUGAUAGGCAAGCUGGGGAUGGAUGACAACCCUCUACCACAGGAGUCCUUCCAGGGAGUAGAAGACGAUGAGUGGGGUGACUAGUGUGUGUUGCCUUGCGGACCAAUCAGGGUCCAGCAGUAGCCAAGGGCCUGUUGGACUGAAACGUGUCAUUCCUGUGUGCCACUGAUGUGUCCUAUGUCAAAAGAACAUCUCUCAAACGCAUAACAUUAACCUGUCAUUAGGGUUGUAAAAUUCUGUCAACAAAAUGUCUAGCUUUUCCAGAAAUACCAAUUGGAGAGCCCUACCUCCCAUAUCCUUGUAUCAUCCUCUAAUACUCUGAGUAAGUAGAUGUUGCCUCUAACCAUUGACUGAAUCAGGAUCAGAUAUGUUUUCCUCCCCAUAAUGUUUAAAGGUAGGACUGGGGUUUGGGAAUCUGAUCCCAGGUCUGUUGUUAAAGGCAACCUCACCCCAAUUUGACCUUUGACUUGCAGCUGCCUUGUACUGUAAAUAGCUAACAUUCCUACCAGGCUAGAUAGUUAAAUGACUCCCAGCACUCCCUUACAACCCAG
This is a messenger RNA of Oncorhynchus gorbuscha (pink salmon), 2484 nucleotides long. RefSeq names its product coronin-7-like. The record is from RefSeq and is a predicted model, not a curated record. The transcript has 18 exons. Gene Ontology annotation, molecular function: protein binding. The coding region runs from base 26 to 2017 and encodes 663 amino acids. Lineage: Eukaryota; Metazoa; Chordata; Actinopteri; Salmoniformes; Salmonidae.